AUGGGAGGUGCAAGGAGUAACAAUGGCAUGAUGAACGGUGGUGGAAGAAGAAGCAUGAUCUGUCAGAGGCGUCCAAUUCCAAAAAGAGGACAGGUGAAAGUUGGAAUAGUAGUUGGUCUCGCCAUCUCCGUUGCUUCCAUUUUCUCUCGCCGCAGGAUUGCACCUAGAAGCUGUUCUUCUCAGUAA
Lathyrus sativus (Indian pea) is the source of this 186-nucleotide messenger RNA. The record is from the annotation of a GenBank genome assembly. Lineage: Eukaryota; Viridiplantae; Streptophyta; Magnoliopsida; Fabales; Fabaceae.